AUGCUCUUCAGCAAGUCAUUCGUUGCCGCCGCCGCGGUCAUCAGCCCGGCCCUGGCCCAUUCUUCUUCACAGACAACCACAAGUGCCUCGCCCCUUCUCGGACUCAACCUGUACUGGGGACAGUAUGGCCAGACUAACGACCGCCUUUCAAGCUAUUGUGAUGCUCCGGGCGUCACUUCCGUCUCUCUAUCCUUCGUCACAUACUCUCCCAAGAACAGCGCUGGAUACCCUGGCACCAAUUUCGCCGGCCACUGCGGCGGCGAGGUUUACUACAAGAACCCCAAGACUGGCGAAGACACCAAGUUGAUUAUGAACUGUGACUACAUCAAGAAGGAUAUUCAGUACUGCCAGGCCAAGGGCAUCAAGGUUCUCCUGGCUAUUGGUGGUUACUGCCCAACCGGAGGCCCCUGCAGCUACGACAUUGACAGUGAGCAGGAUGGCCAUGAAUUUGGUGAUUUGUUGCACAAGACUUUUGGUCCUUACGAUCAGGGAUGGAACGGCCCUCGUCCCUUUGAUAUCAGCGAGACUGAGCACAUUGCUGUUGACGGUUUCGACUUUGACCUGGAGUUCAAGUAUCCCGACCAAAAGCCCUGGAUCAAGAUGGUUGAGAAGCUUCGCAGCUGCGGUAUCUACCACAUUUCUGCUGCUCCCCAGUGCCCAACGUCAGACACCUGGUUCCAGCUCAAGGAGCUCAUCUACAACGCCCAAUUCGACUCCCUCUUCAUCCAGUUCUACAACAACCCCGGCUGCCAAAUCACCGAUACUCCCAACUACGACGACUGGGAGACGGUCAUUUCUCAGACCUCCAAGAGCAAGGAUGCGAAGCUCUACAUUGGUGUCCUCGCCAGCGUCGAGUCUGGAUGGAACGGUUAUGCUCCUCCUUCCACGAUCAAGGACUUGAUCUGCAAGUACCAGAGCAAGCCGCACUUUGGAGGUGUUUCUAUCUGGGAUGCCACCCGUGGCGCCAUCAACCAGAUCAACGGCCAGUCGUUCCACGAGGCCAUUGCCGAUGCUCUCAAGUACGGUUGCAACCCCAUCCCUGCCAAGACCUCCACCAUCAGCAUCUCGACUUCGACAUCGUCCGUAAUCUCUUCCACCAGCACCUCGUCUGCCAUUGUUUCCACCACUUCGGCAAGCGCUAGCUCUAGCUCCAGCUCCGCGACCUCGAGCUCCAGCCAGUCCGCCUCGGCAUCCGUUUCUGCUUCAGCCUCUGCCUCUGCUUCUAUCUCGACUUCCGUCUCUGUCUCUGCUUCGGCCUCUGCUUCCGUGUCGGCCACUGGCUCAGCAUCAGUGUCUGGCUCAGCAUCUGGCUCAGCAUCGGCAUCUGGCUCGGGAUCUGCUUCGGCAUCCGCUUCUGUGUCCGCCUCAGCGUCUGCUUCUGUGUCCGCAUCAUCCUCGGCCUCGGCCUCAGCUUCACUCACCUUCUUUGGCAACUCUUCGGCGUCUGCCACCGGAUCUGCUUCUUCGCGAAUCAUCACAUCGUUGAGCUCCAACGCCACUGCCACUGCCAGCGCUUCUGCGACCAAGUCUGCGACUGUUUCGGACACUUGCGAUGAGGACGACGAGGACUUCCCAACCACCACGGCGGGUAACUCCCACACCGCCACUGCUACUGCCAUCGGCUCAGCAGACGCGACAAAGACUGCCUCUGGCGGCGUCACCAACAAGGCCACUGGCUCUGCUACUGGUUCUGCUACGAGACCUGCCCAGAACUCCUUGACGGUGUCCAUCUCAGACAAGCCCACCGGCACCAAAUCAGCUACCGAGUCGGCCAAGAACACACUCAGUGUCCCCGAACAGCUGACCACAAGCACGAUUUUCACCACCAAGAUCACCACCGUUACCUCUUGCAAGCCCGAUGUACCCUGCACCAAGGGUCAAGUUGUCACCGAGACUGUUCCUUGGUACACCACUGUCUGCCCUAUCACGGCAACGUCGUCCGCCGUCGCCGUGCCUACAAUUAGCCCUCCUCCCCAAUGGGUUACCAGCACAGUCUUCACCACAAAGACGUACACCAUCACAUCUUGCGCUCCUGAUGUACCAAACUGCCCUGUUGGCCAAGUCACGACCAAGGUCGUCCCUGCAUACACCACCGUCUGCCCGUACACCGAGACGACACCCGGCAGCACUAAGCCUUCAGGCGACGUCCCCAACCCUCCCAAGCCCACCGGGGAUGUUCCCAAGCCUACCGGUGGCCAAGGAGGAAACAAGCCCUCUGGCGACAUUCCUCAGCCUCCCAAGCCCACUGGUGAUGUUCCCAAACCUACUGGCAGCCAAGGAGGGAACAAGCCUUCUGGCGAUGUGCCCCAACCCCCUAAGCCUACUGGCGAUGCUCCCAAGCCCACUGGCAGCCAAGGUGGCAGCAAGCCUUCUGGGAGCCUUUCUCCGCCCAAGCCUACCGUAACACCCGUUGUUCCCGGCAAAGAGGAUGACUCGACGACUUUCAUCUACAAGACCCUGACUGUCCCCGUCACGAUUGGCAAAUACAACUCCACACUCGCGGGUACCGGCUUCAACUACAAGCCCACCUCCACGGGCGGGUUUCCCAGCUACACAACGGCUGCUCCCGUUCCCAGCAAGCCUGUCCAGGCUGGAGCUGCCAAGAUCGGAGCUUUCGGAGUCGGUGGCUUCGCUGCCCUUGCCGUUGCUCUUCUGCUCUAA
Molecule: messenger RNA, 2661 nt
Organism: Colletotrichum paranaense
Lineage: Eukaryota; Fungi; Ascomycota; Sordariomycetes; Glomerellales; Glomerellaceae
Product: endochitinase
Exons: 2
Coding region: 1-2661 (886 amino acids)
Biological process (GO): carbohydrate metabolic process
Cellular component (GO): extracellular region
Molecular function (GO): chitinase activity
Source: RefSeq, a predicted model, not a curated record